CACUAGCAGCUGAUUGCCUUCCCGGCUUUCCAUGGGUCUUCCAAUCACGAAGUAUGGCAGCUUCGUUCGCUAACCUUCUCCCUGCUUCGUUAUAUAAAAGUCAAAACAAAUUUCACUUUUUUUAUAUCACUGCCGGCUCUAGACAUGUCGAAGAAUCCAAAUGCUGAGCGCGAUAACCCUUGCCUGAAGGAACAAGAACUCUCGUACAAAUGCUUGCAUAAAAACAAUUUUGACCGCGAAAAGUGUGAAGUCUACUUUGCUAACUACAACAAUUGCAAGGAGUUUUGGAAUAAGGUUCGGAGUGACCGGCGGUUCCGGGGUAUCACACCAUAUCUUCCAGAUAUUGCAGACCGAGAACAAAUUAAGGCGGAAUACAUGAAGACGAAACCAGCGCCGCAAUGACAUUGGUAUUUGUUAAGCUCUCCCCUUCUCCCCCUCUUCAGUGUUGUUAUUAAAUAAAAUUUAGUAUGAAAUCA
Molecule: messenger RNA, 476 nt
Organism: Hermetia illucens (black soldier fly)
Lineage: Eukaryota; Metazoa; Arthropoda; Insecta; Diptera; Stratiomyidae
Product: coiled-coil-helix-coiled-coil-helix domain-containing protein 7
Exons: 3
Coding region: 145-402 (85 amino acids)
Source: RefSeq, a predicted model, not a curated record